Messenger RNA from Mangifera indica (mango), 3402 nucleotides. RefSeq names its product ribonuclease J. The transcript is spliced from 16 exons. The record is from RefSeq and is a predicted model, not a curated record. NCBI's taxonomy places the organism in Eukaryota, Viridiplantae, Streptophyta, Magnoliopsida, Sapindales, Anacardiaceae. The coding region runs from base 278 to 3004 and encodes 908 amino acids.
GAGCGAAUUUCUCUUUAAUUUGAGAAAUCAUAAUUCAAAAGAUCUCCACAUAUGUGGGGUGGUCGAGGCCUGGUAGACACGUGCGUAUGUUUAUCUAUUGGUGGAAAAUGAUAAGAAAGAAAGAUACUAACUUCUCAACCCCUCAAAGUAUCCCAUUCACUCUCUGCAUUUCCCGCCCGCCUCCACUUCUAUCACUGAACGCUCUCUAACGCUUAAACCCUAUUUAAACGAAUUCAAGUUUCUAGGGUUUUAUUUCACAAUUUUGAUCCUAUAACACAUGCAGUUAGGGAGUUUCUCUUUCUCUUAUUCACUCUACCUGGCUUCUUGUACGCCAGCUAAAGUAACUCCAGUAAUGGCGGCUACUAGCGCUCUUUCCCUAGCUCCCUACGGUUUCUCAUUCCACCCACGGCCCAGAAAGCGCUCCGUUUCUUGCUCUGUUAUCUCUUCUAAAACUAUAGGUACACAUGGGUCUAAAGUGCCGCGUAAAAGAUCAGGAAGAACUGAAGGGGCUAGAAAAAGUUUGGAAGAUUCUGUUCAACGCAAGAUGGAACAGUUUUAUGAAGGUUCUAAUGGCCCACCACUCCGUGUUCUUCCAAUUGGGGGUCUUGGUGAAAUUGGGAUGAACUGCAUGCUUGUGGGGAACUAUGAUCGCUAUAUUCUAAUUGAUGCAGGUGUCAUGUUUCCAGACUAUGAUGAGCUUGGUGUCCAAAAAAUUAUACCUGAUACCACAUUUAUCAAAAGAUGGAGCCACAAAAUUGAAGCAGUUAUCAUAACUCAUGGCCACGAAGAUCACAUUGGUGCGUUGCCCUGGGUGAUCCCAGCUUUGGAUUCAGAUACCCCAAUAUAUGCAUCUUCAUUCACAAUGGAGCUUAUCAGAAAGCGUUUGAAGGAGAAUGGAAUUUUUGUUCCAUCUAGGCUUAAAAUAUUUAAAACAAGGAGAAGAUUUACAGCUGGGCCAUUCGAAAUAGAGCCUAUCAGGGUGACACAUUCUAUUCCUGAUUGUUGUGGAUUAGUUCUUCGCUGUGCUGAUGGUACAAUUCUUCAUACUGGGGAUUGGAAGAUUGAUGAAUCACCAUUGGAUGGGCAAGUUUUUGACCGUGAAGCUUUAGAGCAACUCUCGAAAGAAGGAGUGACAUUGAUGAUGAGUGAUUCAACAAAUAUACUGUCACCUGGAAGGACAACUAGUGAAAGUGUUGUAAGGGAUGCAUUAUUGAAGCAUAUUUCAGCUUCUAAAGGAAGGGUUAUAACUACCCAAUUUGCAUCAAAUAUACACCGCCUUGGAAGUGUAAAAGCUGCUGCUGAUUUAACUAAUAGAAAGCUAGUAUUUGUUGGUAUGUCCCUUAGGACAUAUCUGGAUGCUGCUUGGAAGGAUGGAAAGGCGCCAAUUGAUCCAUCAACUCUAGUGAAAGUGGAAGAUAUUGAUGGCUAUGCUCCAAAAGAUUUGCUGAUUGUUACAACGGGUUCACAAGCAGAACCACGUGCUGCCCUCAAUCUUGCAUCCUAUGGAGGAAGUCAUUCCCUUAAACUGACCAAGGAAGACAUAAUUUUGUAUUCAGCUAAGGUGAUCCCUGGUAAUGAAUCUCGUGUAAUGAAAAUGCUAAAUCGUAUAUCUGAGAUUGGAUCAACUAUAGUAAUGGGUCGGAAUGAAGGGCUGCAUACAUCUGGCCAUGGUUAUCGUGGUGAACUUGAGGAAGUUCUUAAAAUUGUGAAGCCACAACAUUUUUUACCCAUUCAUGGGGAACUUUUGUUUCUAAAAGAGCAUGAACUCCUUGGGAGAUCAACUGGCAUUCGACAUAGUACAGUUAUAAAGAAUGGAGAGAUGCUUGGUGUUUCUCACUUGAGGAAUAGAAGAGUACUUUCUAACGGCUUUAUUUCUCUUGGGAGGGAGAAUUUGCAGUUGAUGUAUAGUGAUGGUGAUAAAGCAUUUGGCACUUCUACUGAACUCUGCAUUGAUGAGAGACUAAGAAUUGCUUCAGAUGGUGUUAUUGUGGUUUGCAUGGAAGUUUUACGUCCUCAACAGAGUCUAAAUGGAAAUAGCUUGAAAGGAAAGAUAAGAAUCACUACACGCUGCCUGUGGCUUGACAAAGGGAAGCUUUUAGAUGCACUGUACAAAGCUGCCCAUGCUGCACUUUCAAGCUGCCCUAUUAACACUCCUUUAGCCCACAUGGAAAAAACUGUCUCUGAGGUAUUGAGAAAGAUGGUGAGGAAGUAUAGUGGUAAAAGACCUGAAGUCAUUGCCAUUGCUAUAGAAAACCCAGCUGGAGUUCUUUCAGAUGAGCUCAAUGCCAAGCUAUCUAGCAAGUCUUAUGUUGGUGUUGGCCUACCAACAUUGAGAAAAGUUGUUGAUGCUCCCCAAAGAAGUCCUUUCAAUACUAGUCAAGUAGAAGGUGGGAUUGCACAGCAGCAAAAUUUUGAAGCCGUUGAUGGUGUAAUUGAAGAACUACUUGCAGAGGAAGACACCACUAUUUCAAGUUCUGACUUUGUUGAAAGACUUCCUUCUGACUCCACGAAUUCAGAUGAUUUCUGGAAACCAUUCACCACAUCAUCUUCACCAAUUGACACUUUGGUAAAUGAAAAUGGUUUGGUUCCACAAGAAGAGCAGAUAUCAGGGCUUGAGAAAGGUGAUUCAGAAAGCAGGGAAGAUGAAUCCUCAAAGAAGCCAAGUUCCCUACAGAAGUCUUCCAAAACAAUGAAACGGAAAAAAUGGAAACCUGAGGAGGUGAAGAAACUUAUUAAAUUACGGGGAGAAUUGCAUGGUAGAUUUCAAGUUGUGAAAGGGAGAAUGGUCCUGUGGAAAGAAGUAUCAACCCAUUUAAUGAAAGAGGGGAUUAAUCGUAGUCCUGGCGAGUGCAAAUCCCUGUGGGCAUCUCUGCUACAGAAAUACAAGGUUUCUUCUCUCAAUGCAUGUGAAAGCAAGAGUGAGAGGAAAAGCCAGAAGCAUUGGCCAUACUUUGAAGACAUGGAUAAAAUUUUGUCAGAUUCUGAGCCGAUGACGACAAAAUGAUUGAAGAGAAUGAGAACAAUGCGCAUUGAAUUAUUUAUCCGCAAAACUUGGCGAGGCCUAGGCCACAGAUUAUUAUUUAUUCAUAUUCACAGGUUCAGCGGUGUAGUCAAGUGGGAAGAAUGAUAAAAGGUGAAAUGGAUUAGUUUCAUAAUUCAAAGCCAGAAUUGCGUCUGUGAAUUGGGUAAACUCCUAUGUACCAGCAAUGACAAACGAGGUUGAUUAAAUUUUGUAGUUAUAGAAGCUUUCUGUAGAGCAACCUUGAGAAAAAAAAAUAUUUUUUUCUUGUUUUGUCUUGAGCUCCAAACCUGAUGGUGAGGGAUUAUAAGAAUGUACGGGAAAAAACAAUAGAUUUUUUUAUGGGAUAUUAAUUAAAAUCAGUAAAAAAGUUUUCGCGUAAA